Messenger RNA from Poecilia latipinna (sailfin molly), 1538 nucleotides. Its product is annotated as gastrula zinc finger protein XlCGF8.2DB-like. Gene Ontology annotation, cellular component: nucleus. Gene Ontology annotation, biological process: regulation of transcription by RNA polymerase II. The transcript has a single exon. The record is from RefSeq and is a predicted model, not a curated record. Bases 27 to 728 code for a protein of 233 amino acids. NCBI's taxonomy places the organism in Eukaryota, Metazoa, Chordata, Actinopteri, Cyprinodontiformes, Poeciliidae. Gene Ontology annotation, molecular function: RNA polymerase II cis-regulatory region sequence-specific DNA binding; DNA-binding transcription factor activity, RNA polymerase II-specific.
GUGAUAAACAGACGUUAAAUCAGCACAUGAGGAUUCACACAGGUGAAAAGCCGUUUUCAUGUGUGACCUGUGGAAAAGGUUUUAGUCAAAAACGUGAUUUGACUCGGCACAUGAGGAUUCACACUGGUGAAAAGCCGUUUUCAUGUGCGAACUGUGGAAAAUGUUUUAGUGAUAAACAGACGUUAAAUCAGCACAUGAGGAUUCACACAGGUGAAAAGCCGUUUUCAUGUGUGACCUGUGGAAAAGGUUUUAGUCAAAAACGUGAUUUGACUCACCACAUGAUGAUUCACACUGGUGAAAAGCCGUUUUCAUGUGGGAACUGUGGAAAAUGUUUUAGUCGAAAACUGACUUUAACUCACCACAUGAUGAUUCACACUGGUGAAAAGCCGUUUUCAUGUGCGAACUGUGGAAAAUGUUUUAGUGAUAAACAGACGUUAAAUCAGCACAUGAGGAUUCACACAGGUGAAAAGCCGUUUUCAUGUGUGACCUGUGGAAAAAGUUUUAUUCGAAAACAGCAUUUAAAUCAGCACAUGAUGAUUCACACUGGUGAAAAGCCGUUUUCAUGUGUGACCUGUGGAAAAGGUUUUAGUCAAAAACGGGAUUUGACUCGGCACAUGAGGAUUCACACUGGUGAAAAGCCGUUUUCAUGUGCGAACUGUGGAAAAUGUUUUUGUCACAAAGUUACCUUAAUCCACCACAUGAAAAUUCACACAAGUGAAAAGAUGUAGAAGUAUUUUCCAUACAUGUCCUAUGUUGAGGUUGACUAUAGAAUUUAUUUUGGUUAAAACUGGAAUGAAAGACUGGAGGGAUUUCAUGUCUAUGAAGCUGAAAGUUGUUACAUUUGUUAAAUGUGAUUAUUUGGAUGUUCACAUUUAGAUACUUAGAGAUGUGCAUUAAUGACACAUCUUCCUUCGGAGAUGCUUUAUUUUUUCUGGCAUAUUCAAUAUCAAAAACAAUGAUAAACUGCAUGUUACUUAAUGAACAUCCUGUUUAUGUCAAACUGUAUGUUGUGUGUACAACAUGAAGAGCAGAGGGCUCAGCACACAGCCCUGAGGAGAGCCAGGACUGAUGCUGGUAGCUGAAGAGCCAAGGGGGCCACUGACUGUUUCAUGCAUGAACAGAGUCUGACCGGUCAUGGACUCCCUUCCAGAACAUUCUCACAAGAUUGGACUCGAGGGAUUGAUUUGUAUUAUUCUGUUCAAUAGAGACAGUUUGUGGGGUUUACUUUUGUUGCUUAAAUCAAAAAUAGAACGUACUAGAAUGGUUGCGUGUACAUUUGUACUUUAAAAGAAAUCCAAGAUUCACCACAAGCUAAUUGUACAAAGGGUGUGUGAUUGUUUUCAAUUAUUAGCUUUUUCUCUACUUUUAGCUGUAAUAUUUUGCUCUUUUCUACUGCAACUGACUUCUGUUAUAUCACUGUCUUUAUCCUGAAACUAUGUUCAUGUGCAUUUAUAUUGAUAUAAAGGUUUUAUUAAUGUCUAAGAAAGAAAUACAGUGUAAAAUUUCAUGUAAGAAUAAAAGUUUUGAGUUUUCCUUUA